Molecule: messenger RNA, 591 nt
Organism: Euleptes europaea (tarantolino)
Lineage: Eukaryota; Metazoa; Chordata; Lepidosauria; Squamata; Sphaerodactylidae
Gene: GP1BB
Product: glycoprotein Ib platelet subunit beta
Exons: 1
Coding region: 1-591 (196 amino acids)
Source: RefSeq, a predicted model, not a curated record
AUGAUAUUCCUCUGGCUCUUCCUUGGGUUCCUGCCUCUCGUUGCCCCCACCUGCCCUCCACCUUGCCAGUGCGCCACCAACAUAAUUGACUGCAGGUCGAAGGAUCUCACGAAAGAGACCAUUCCCACCUCCUUCAGUUCCUCGACCGUCAAGCUCUACCUCGUCAACAACUAUCUCACCUCCAUCCCCAGUGGGAUCUUUGACAACCUGAAGGACCUCCAGAUGGUCUACCUGUGGGGCAAUCCCUGGGAGUGUGACUGUGACAUCCUCUAUUUGCGCACCUGGCUCCAGUGGCAGCAGAACCGCACCCUCUACCGGAACGUGAUGUGCUCUUCCCCGUCCCACCUUCAAGGCAGGAUCAUCAGUUACUUGUCAGAAGACGAGAUCAUCGCCACGUGCCGAUCGUGGUACUGCAGCAUGGCCUUCAUCGCCCAGAUCGGCCUUUUCAUCUUCAUCCUCAUACAAGCCAUUUUGCUUUUCUCCAUCAUCUGUUACCUGAGGAGAUUCCGGAGGCUGGCCAAAGUAGCCUGGAGAGCAAACACAGAGUUGUACGAGGGUGUCAAUCAAUGGGCAGUUUCCCUUCAUGAUUGA